AUGGAAAACUCUAACGAGUGCAAUGAGAAGGAGAGGCUGAAGAUGAGGGUUGCUGUUUUAGAAGAGAGUGUGAAGUCCAGUGAGGUGGAGUGCAAAGCCAGCAGAGAGACGGUGCUGAGGCUGGUGGCAGAGCUGGACCAAGAGAAGAGGAAGGCUGCAAGCAGUGUAGCAGCACUUGAUUCACUCAAAGUGGAGCUUGAUGGUCUGGCUGUUGGGAGAAGAAGUGUCGAGAUGGAGAAGCAGACCCUAACUGAAAGACUUGAGGCCAGUAAGAGAGUGAUAGAGGCAGCCAGGCGAGAGUCACGCUGUCUGGAGAACCAGGUGGAGGAGCUUGAAAGAAGGACCCAAGAAGCUGAGGGCAACCUGCAGGCAUUCUUGGAAAAGUUGGUCGGCCUCCUGGAGAAGAAGUGUGAGGACGUCAUCCUGCCCACAGAGAGAGAUGUUCUACAGACACUGGAUAACCUCUGCAAUAAGGUGAGGAACAGCUUGCCAGAGGUGGAAAUGAGGCUGCGUUGUGUUUCUGAAAAGCUGAGUGAGCAGACAGAGCUUCAUCACAGUGCACAACAGAGGGCUCAGCUUGCAGAGCAGCAAGUCCAAGACCUGAGGGGAAGACUGCAAUGUCUGGAGGCCGAACUGCUGACAGCAGACAUGCAUCGUGACCGAUUGCAACACAGCAAACAGGAUUAUGAGGAAUUCUUGGAGCAGCUGUCCAAGACGAUGAAGGUUGAGGACUUUGACAUUGAUCUUGACUUCGAAAUGAAGCUAAAAUUCAUUCUGUCACGUGCCGAACAACUUGUUAGACAAGAGGGAACUGCUUUAGUUGAGAGUAAAAGUCUGACUUACAGCUUACAACGGAAGUUGAAAUCACAGAAGGAACAAAUAGAGAGCAAAGGACUCCACAUCCAACUACUGAGGAAAAAGGUUUCAGAGCUGGAGGAGGAGAAGAGGACCCGAUCAGCAUUGGCUGCGGAACAAAAUGAUGCACAACUACAGGCUGCGAGGCUGCAGAAAAAACUGGAGCGUCUUCAAAGUGAACUGAAAGCAACCAAGCUUUCCAACACUGAGCUCAAGGCCCAGCUCUCCCAUACCAGCGAGCUCAAGCUGAAAGUCGCGCAACAGACUCAGACCAUGCAGGAGCAGAAAAAGAAGCUGGAUCUGGUGGCGAAUGAGAAGGCAAAGGUGGAGAAAAAGCUGAGCACAGUUAGCUCAGACCUGCAAAGCCAAGAGAAGAAGACAAAAGACGACCUACAGGAACUCCUCGCCCUCAGACAGAGCCUGGCUCAGCUGUCUGAGAGGCAGAGAGAGUUGGUGGAUUUCCGCAUGCUGGUUUCUCAAACGUUGGGCCUGGAUGCCACAGCGUUGGCUCUUCCAAAUUAUGAAAUCAUCAAAUUACUUGAAACCCUUCUUCAUGGCCAUUGUCACCGUCACCACCUACAUCACCAUGUUAACAUACCCCGGCACUGCUCUACUCACCAGAGACCUCACCUGCAACAAGUCCAAGAACUAUCCGAUGGCUCCAACCUGGAUGUUACCACCUGCAGAUCUCACGAAACUUAA
Molecule: messenger RNA, 1557 nt
Organism: Neolamprologus brichardi
Lineage: Eukaryota; Metazoa; Chordata; Actinopteri; Cichliformes; Cichlidae
Source: RefSeq, a predicted model, not a curated record